Molecule: messenger RNA, 6525 nt
Organism: Spodoptera frugiperda (fall armyworm)
Lineage: Eukaryota; Metazoa; Arthropoda; Insecta; Lepidoptera; Noctuidae
Gene: BmMET2
Product: neuronal PAS domain-containing protein 2
Exons: 11
Coding region: 217-2889 (890 amino acids)
Biological process (GO): regulation of transcription by RNA polymerase II
Cellular component (GO): transcription regulator complex; aryl hydrocarbon receptor complex; cytoplasm
Molecular function (GO): RNA polymerase II cis-regulatory region sequence-specific DNA binding; protein dimerization activity; DNA-binding transcription factor activity, RNA polymerase II-specific
Source: RefSeq, a predicted model, not a curated record
GUGAAAACAUUUUAAUAGUAGAUAAAUAUUGUUUAUGUGAGGAAAAAAGCUCCAAUAGACUGUUAAAAAGUUUUAAAAUGUAGUUAGUACAGUGUUAAAAGUGUGUGAGAGAGUUAUGAACUCUAAAUUACUUUUGUAUAGUGUUAGUGAAAUAAGAUUGGAUCUAUUAACAAUUAAGAUGACUAAAUACCGAAACUCUUUGAAGAUUUAGCAGGGAUGGCGGACACGCAGAGCCACGAGCCGGGCGUGAUCCGCAGCACUCGCGAUUACCUCCUGAACCCCUCACCAGCAUCAGAGUCUCCAGAUACCUCCGAGGAAGCCCGUAUUGCCCCUAAAGAUCGCAAUGACAACGAGGACGUUAGCAACGACUCUGACGACGGUCGCAAUGACUCUGACGACGCUCGCAAUGACUCUGACGCUCGUAAUGAUUCAGAAGAUGGUCGCAAUGAUUCAGAAGCUCACAAUGAUGUUGAAGAUCGCAAUGGCUCUGAAAAUCGAAAUGAUUCCGACGUUAACAACGACUCGGAAGACAGUCGUAAUGACUCGGAAACUCGCAACGACUCUAGGGAUCGCAAUGAUUCUAACGACGCCCACCACGAUUCUGAAGACCACCAGUCACCUGUCUCCACUGUCUAUGGGGACGAUGACUCUUCUACUGUAUCCACGACCAGAGAGAAUCCGAGGGAGGUCCGCAACCGUGCGGAGAAAAUGAGACGGGAUAGACUGAACCAGUCUGUUGCCGAUCUCGCGUCUAUGGUGCCACCAGUAGUGGCAGCUAGGCGUAAAUUGGACAAGACGACUGUAUUGCGUCUUACAGCACAUUAUCUGCGAGCUCAUCAAUACGUAUUUGGUGACUCGAUUGGUAAAACCCCGCGAGACUUCAGCGCGGCUUCAAUUCAAAAAGUUUUGAGCAUGUUUAAUGGCUUCCUGAUCACUACAACGUAUAGGGGAAUCAUUGUUGUCGUCUCACAAAAUGUCAACCAAUAUCUCGGAUAUAAUGAGAUCGACCUUCUGGGUCAAAAUCUCCAUACAAUAACCCACGAAGCAGACCGGGCCUUGCUUCGCGACCAGCUGAUGCCAAGGUCCCAAAAACUGGGUCCAAAUGGAGAACUUUUGAUACCAGACGAACCUGAUGCCAUAAAAAAAGUCAAAAGGGCUUUAGCAAAUGAGAAACGGGCAUUCACAAUUAGGCUUAAGAAAUUGGGCCAGCGCUCUGAGCCCAGCCAGUACAUAACAUGCCACGUCGAGGGGUCCCUGAGGAAGUCCGACCGCGCCUGCCGCACCUACAACCGUUGUUGUCAGGUGGUGCGGCGCGCUAGGGCCAGGUCUGACAACCCCUGCUCCAGUGGCAAUGAUAUCGUGUUCAUAGGUAUUGUGCGACCUACGAGCGAAACGUUCAUCAACGAGAGUGCUCUCGAAUCGUACAGAAUGGAGUACCGCACCAGGCACUCGAUCGACGGCGAGAUUAUACAGUGCGACUCCCGCAUUGCUCUCGUCACCGGCUACAUGACGCACGAAGUCAGCGGCGUGAACGCAAUGAACUUCAUGCACCGCGACGAUGUGCGCUGGGUCAUCAUCGCCCUUCGAGAGAUGUAUGACCAGCACAGGCUAUUUGGCGAAUCAUGCUACCGACUUAUUACCAAGAAUGGUCAGUCCAUCUACAUGAGGACGCGCGGCUGUCUCGACGUCGACCGGGACUCGCGCGCCGUCACGAGUUUCGUGUGUACCAACACUGUCGUCGACGAGGAAGAAGGAAAACAGUUAAUAAAACUAAUGAAAAGGAAAUUCAGGCUUUUGGUAAAUAACAAUGAAUCCCCUAGAGUGGAUGAAAUCGAAGAUGCUCAUGAGGAAAAUGAGCAGAAUGACGACGAGGCGGUUCCAGUGGAAGACCCGCGGCGUCUCGAGCAAGUCAUUUUACAUUUGGUAACCAAUUUACCAUCGCCUGCGCCAUCAGAAUCUACUCAAGAACCAAAUUCUUCACCGCAGAAGAAUAAAUCGCCACAUCAUCUUACAAUAAUUCCUCCAAAUAAGGAACGAAUAGUUAGCGCGAUUGAAAAAAUCUAUAACGUUAUAAAGGCGGUUCCGAGAGAUUCUAGCCAUGAAGAGGGAAGUAGCUACGCUGGAUCAAGUCAUAGCACUCCCAAGUAUAACAAUACGCACCAAAUAGAACCGAACAUGGCGCCACCGCAGCGAGCACCGGUGGCCCCAUUCCAAAGCUGUCACGUGUCAAACUACGUGCACGUUCCCGAGAACAGCUUCAGAUACCCUCCCCCAACCCCCAACAUACCACAGCAAGAAUUCAAUCCACCAUCGAUUCUGAACACGGUGGCGUCUCCUGACUUGGGCUAUUUUGACUCUUCACCGAGUCCGUUUUCUGACUUUACACCAUUUUUCGGUAAUUUUGAUCAGAAUGAAAAUGCUGAUGACAUUUUCUACGAGCAGCCCCUUGCUGCUACCGUGGAGGAAAUCCCGUAUGAGACACCGGAACCGGCGCACUACAUGCCGUCCCAAUAUUCAGGGCCAACAGAUUUUUUCACACCAAAUCUGUACCCACAACCGAGCACUAGUACUUACACCUGCGGAACUAAACGACCUAAUGAGUUUGACGAUUUUGAGGUUGCUUACAAAAAGAAGGUGACAGAAACCGAAGUAUUCCGAACGAAUGAACAAAGUUCAGACUCAGGAUCACCAUUGGAAGCGUUAUUUAACGAGUCAUUUUUGGACAGUGAUCAAAUAGAAUCGGCAUUAAAUUCAUUGGACGAUUUCGAUCCAUCAUUUCUAGAUUUAUUGAAUUCAACGGACGUCCAAGACGUUUUGGGACAGAUUGAGAAAGAAGCAGAAGAAGAGGGGCAGAAGCUACCAGUUUUUGAUUUAUCAGAUUAUGAAUAAGUUUUUAAAAACAAAACUUUCUGGUAACGUUUUGUAAUUAAUCUACUCAAGUGGUAGAUGAAUCAAAAUUGAUAUUUUGUUCAAUGUUCAGUUGAUUCUGUUGAAAGCAGUUGUAUGUGGCGCUCUGUGGUGAAGAAAGAGCCACCCAAAGAACCCUACACCAACCGCUUCAAUCGUCACCAUUUUGUCUCGGACAUAUUUCGAUACGAUUUUCUGAGACCUAAGUACUUCUUGUAGGUACCUUAAUUUCAAAGUUAAAUUGCAAAGAUCUCGGAAAAUAUAUUAUGUCGUUUUAAUUUAUAUUAUUAAUGGUAGAUGUUAAGAAAUAUCUGUAGCUAGUUGUAGGGCUGUAGUUGUUAGAGAAAUGGAUUUAGUGUCAUUCACAUUUAAUAUCAAGAUGUCAAAAUUACGGGUCCUCAUAGUCACUUUUAAGAGUAAUAAGUGUCUAAAUGGUAAGCAAAUUAAAAUAUAGCAUUGGCAUUUAGUUUGUGAAUAAAGCGUUGUUUUCAUUAUCAGCUCAGCGGUUUCACUAAAUGCAGGGUUAUUGAAUUUUAAACAGUGAAUCAACUAUAAGACGGCGUAGAGUUACUGGGUCUCAACAACAUGUUUAAAGAAGUAUAACGUAAUGAAUAACCCUGCGUCCAUCAAUAUUCAUUAGCCCAGGGAGUAACUGGUUUGUUUUAAACAUUUUAAACAAGUGAUCCGAAAUGGACACUUUAAUAUACUUAAGUUUAUUGUUCUUAUAUUAUAUCCAUGUUAUGAGUAGUGGUAGCUAUAUCGUUAGUGUACACGUAGCUAUGUCGAACAGUUUCGACAAAAUUACUUGUUUAAGAUUAUUCUAAGCUAUGUAAGUGUAAACGCAGAAUUUGAUUUGAUUAGCCGCUUGCGCUUUGCCAGAGCACGCGUACAGAACUAUAGCAGGCAAAAUGUUUCGUUAAGAAACCUUAAUUAUAUCUAUAUUGCCAAAGUUAAACAAAAAAAAAAUAAACUUAAAAAAACUAGUCACGUCAACCAGUUUGUCACGACAACUUCGUUAAAUAUAGACAAAGUUCGAAAGUGAAACAAAACUUGACAUAGUCCAUGUUUUUCGUGUAACACAUAACUUAGAAAUAUCUUAUUUUGACGUAUCGCAAGACUGAAUAAUUUUAAUUGUUGGCUUCAAAACAUUAUGUUAAAGUUUAAGUGAUUUGUUUAGAUUUAUAUUUCAGCAUUUUGUAGUUGUUUUUUUGAUUUUUAUUACCUUUUUAUAAAACCCUGAGGGGAUCAUGAUUUUCUAUUGUUAUUUGUCUAUUUGAGCAUCAUUGAAUCUUUUGAUGGAAAGAAAGAUAAUAUCUUUGUGCAGAUAGAAAGUUUAACACUAAUCAAUGAUUUCAAAUCUGUAGAAUGUUCAAGAGAGGUCUAAUUCUAAUGAUGCCCAAAUAGACACAGAAACCUUUUGUAAACGUUGCCAUGUAUCUGCCUGUCACAAUACAUAGGAAGGAGCUACUGCUUUAUAUGUACCUAUAUCAAAGCUUCGUUUCUUCGCAUAAUUUCGAUUAUAUUCAUAAAAUUAAUACUCUAGCUAGACUAGUGGGUAGAGCCAGUCAGUACCGAAAAUUGACUUUAAAAUUGCAUUUGACACUAGGUAGUGACUUUGAACUUAUCAUUGUAGGUACCUACGUAAUUUUAUUCUUCUUGUGUGCACACCAAUAUAUAAAGUUUUGGUCAUAGAAGUGCAUAAGAUCUCAUCAAUCUACAUAAUAUAGUGCUUGUAUAUAAACGAGUUUGUUUGUUUGUCGUGCGGUAAUGCAACUACAGGUCGGAUGAUUAAAUGUUUUUGCAUUUGAUAGCCUAAUUAUAGAGGUCACGCUAUCAUCACGCUACGUCACAUGAACUUAGCGUAGACUUGAAAUCGCGAGGCAAAGCUAAGUUUCCAGUAGAUUCUUAGAUAUGGAAAACAAAAUGUAGUUUGAACUCUCAACGUUUUACAAAUAUUGUAUUGCGACAAGGCCUAUAGCCACGUGGCCAUAUAUUGUAAUCUCGUCAUUUAAAAGUAAAUAAUUCUUAUAGUGGAAUGUAAGUUUUCAAUAGAUAGUGCCAAUUACUGUUGUCUGUACCUGCUUUUAUUUGUCGAUCGAUUUAUUCAUUAAUUAGUUAAGUUCUUAAUAAUUAUAUUUUAUGUUAUCUUUUUGUUAUUCUGUAUAACUUAUGGUUUUCUCUUAAAAGUGGUCGUUUGCAACUUGAUUUAUUAUAAAUGGUACCGAAUGUCUAAACUGUUUUUGGCACUAAACCACAAGACGAAAAUUGUUCGUCUGUUAUUAUAUCUUAGUGUAUUUCACUAUUUUUUAAAUGUUUAUCUAGUAGAAACACUUUUAAUAUAGAGUGAUUAGAACAACUCUCUCAAUCUAAGUGGAUAUUAAAUACUUUUUAAAUAUUAACUAUGAAAUUAAAUGUGCAUAGGUAAUGCCCAUUUGGCAUAAACAUUAAAAUUUUAUUCUCAAUUAGUACCUAAAAGUCAUUUUUAACUCACAGAUUUCAAUCAAAUGUAUCAAUUUUGAAACUAGAUGUUUGUGAUUGUUCUUUUUUUCUAAUUAAAAUGCUAAGAUGGAAGUCGAUUUAAGUUUAGGGCUAUGGGUGAGCCCAAAUUUUAUGAUAUUUACGUAGAAAUGUACCCAUAUUCACCACAGGUAACGAAGGGGAUGCACUUUUCCAAUCACUUGUUUUACGAAUCAACAAAUAAAGUUAUCUUUGAUAUGCAGACAAUAAACGAAAUUCUCUUACUCAUGUUGACAUGUUAUCUUUAACACCUGACAAAGAUUUCAUUUAGAAAUCUUUUUUUUUUGACGGGGUAAUAUCAUCCUAGAGGAAGUAUCAAACUCUUACUGAGUGGACUAAAAUCUACCCCGUUCCUUCUCCUGCUUUGAGCCGGAGCCCCAGUAUCAUGUUACGUUGUCCGCAGCUCAGGUCAUUUGGAAAUCUUGUGAUUGGAUAAGAGAUCCUCUGGAUAUCCUCCCGUAUAGUAACUUCAUACUGUAAUAAACCAUCGCUGAUAUUAUUGGAAUCAUACUUUUCGAACAAUGUAGUAAUAGUUAUCAUUAAGAAGUUUUCAAAAAUAUAUAUUAUGUAUAAAUAUUAAUAGUUUUGGACAUUUGGGCAAACAUAACAUCUUUGUUGAUUGACCAUUCAAUUGUUUCCUCACAGCAGGAAACCAGGGAAAGAGAAAGCUUUAAAAGAGGAUUUGGACUGUCGAAAUUAUUCGAAAAUAUAAGACAAGUAGGUAUUUGGGAAAUUAUACAACCUUUUGAUAACAUUUGGAAGUGAUUUUUACGAAAAUGUUACACAGAUAGCGAAGAUUUCGAUCGAAUUCGACGAAUCAAAAUAUUUUCGUAAGUAAAUUGGAAAACGAGUUAAAUAAAUUAGUCGAACUGUGGAAAUAUGGAAGUCUGAAUUGAAAGUGACAUGUUAUUUGAAUGAUUAUCUUAAUCCACAUAAUAUACUACCUGCAUACCAUUCACUUGUAGCUACGUAUCCGCAAUAGUUUGUCAGAGUUCAUCAGGCACUUUAUUAGAUGAUUGUUAAUGUCAAAGCAACAUUGUAAUUUGUAACCUUUCAGUCAAUACAGUAAUUUGUGGGUAGUUAAUAAAUAAUAGAAAACAA